UUUCCUUUUUUCUGAAAUCUAACUUGUUAUUUAUCACCUUCUUGAUAUUGAUAGGAUCAGCAGAUACUCCAGAGCCGAGACAAGUAGAAUCUCUUCGGGAGAUGAGAUGGGUUUCCAAGGUUAUUAUACUAAGAAUAGGUUUUGCUAUUGUAUUCCUAAGCGUGAUCCCAUUAUGUUUGAUAAUUCUAUUUGUCUAUAAACGGGGAUGCAGUCUUUCAGACGACCAAAACCCAUCAAAAAAUAUUUAUUGUGGCUCUAACUCAAAUCCAAUGCCAGAGGGUGCAAGUGUCUUCUUUGGGAUCCCUAUCUUCUCCUAUACAGAGCUAGAGCAAGCAACAAAUAAUUUUGACGAAGCUAAAGAACUUGGAAGUGGGGGCUUUGGGACUGUUUACUAUGGAAAGCUCCGGGAUGGACGGGAAGUUGCUGUCAAGCGCCUAUAUGAGCAAAACUAUAGACGUGUGGAACAGUUCAUGAAUGAAAUAGAGAUCCUCACUCGUUUGCACCACAGAAAUCUUGUAUCCCUUUAUGGCUGCAGUUCUCGGCACAGCCAUGAACUACUACUUGUGUAUGAAUAUAUUCCAAAUGGCACUGUUGCUUGUCAUCUCCAUGGGGAUUUGGUAAAGGCUGGCUUCUUGCCAUGGCCUACACCAAUGAAAAUUGCCAUCGAGACUGCAAGCGUGUUGACUUAUCUGCAUGCUUCUAACAUCAUUCACCGGGAUGUGAAAACCAACAACAUUCUCCUUGACAAUAACUUUUGUGUUAAAGUUGCAGACUUUGGGCUUUCAAGACUGUUCCCCAACAAUGUUUCCCAUGUGUCCACGGCUCCACAAGGAACCCUUGGAUACCUGGACCCAGAAUAUCACCGAUGCUACCAGCUAACAAGCAAGAGCGAUGUAUAUAGCUUUGGGGUCGUGCUUAUUGAGUUAAUAUCAUCUCUGCAAGCAGUUGACAUAACCAGGGAUACGGAUGAGAUUAACUUGUCAAAUCUAGCCAUAAAGAAGAUUCAAAAGCGUGCAUUUAGUGAACUGGUAGAUCCUUCCCUUGGCUUUGAGUUAGAUAAAGAGUUUAAAAGGAAAAUACUCUCAGUGGCAGAAUUGGCAUUUCGGUGUUUGCAAGAGGACAAGGAUUUGAGACCUUUAAUGGUAGAAGUUUUGGAGGAGCUGGAAAGAAUUGAAGGUGGGGAUGAUAAGCCUAAGCAUAUAGAGGAAGCAGAUGUUCAAGGUGCUAUGAACUCCCUGUAACAUACAUUCAGCACCACCAACCUCAUAGUUUAUUGAAGAAUUUGAAGCCAGCAAUAACCUGUCUGGCUGAUAAGUGGAUUAUUAGUCUGCACUGCCAAAUGUCAA
Gastrolobium bilobum is the source of this 1346-nucleotide messenger RNA. Its product is annotated as LEAF RUST 10 DISEASE-RESISTANCE LOCUS RECEPTOR-LIKE PROTEIN KINASE-like 1.1. The coding region runs from base 102 to 1241 and encodes 379 amino acids. Lineage: Eukaryota; Viridiplantae; Streptophyta; Magnoliopsida; Fabales; Fabaceae. The record is from RefSeq and is a predicted model, not a curated record. The transcript is spliced from 4 exons. Gene Ontology annotation, biological process: protein phosphorylation. Gene Ontology annotation, molecular function: ATP binding; protein kinase activity.